AUGACGUUCUACGAGAUCCCAGCCGCCUCCGCUGCUCCGCAGGCGCGUGCCUCGUUCUGGGGCGCGGCUUCCGAGAAUGUAGCUGCGGUUCGGGCGGGGCGGGGGGGAGUGAAAGGCGUGCGCGUGCGAUAUGCGUGCGGUUUCCGCGCGCGGACGCCGCGAGGUGCUUCUUCCCCUCCCCCCAAGGCCCUCCAAGGGUCCGCGAAGGCGGGCAUGGCGCCAGAAAUCCCCGUCCGAGGGCUGCACGUGUGCAAUACCAGAAUGUCUUCUGACACAGAUAGUACCUUCAGCACCUCACAAAUUCUAGCUUCGGAACAAGAGGUUCUGGUUUUAUUCUAUCUUGGCCAGUAUAUUAUGUCAAAACAGUUAUAUGACAAAAAGCAACAGCAUGUUGUUUAUUGUUCAGAUGAUCUUCUUGGAGAUUUGUUUGGGGUACCCAGCUUCUCUGUGAAAGAACCUAGGAAAUUAUAUGCAAUGAUAUCUAGAAACUUGACAGCAGUGAAUCAACAGGAAUUUGCUAGCCCAAACACAUCUACAAAUGAAACCAGGCAUCUCCCUGAAAUUGGAAGUGAUCAAGAGAAAUCUAUGCAAGAAUUGCAAGAAGAGAAACCACCAAAUUUGAAUGCUACACCAACUACCUCACCCAGAAGACUUCAUAGUGAAACAGAAUUUACUAGCCGAAACACAUCUACACAUGAAAUCAGGCGUCGCCUUGAAAUUGGAAGUGAUCAAGAGGAAUCUAUGCAAGAAUUGCAAGAAGAGAAACCACCAAAUUUGAAUGCUACACCAACUACCUCACCCAGAAGAACACAUAGUGAAACAGAAUUUGCUAGCCCAAACACAUCUACAAAUGAAACCAGGAGUCUCCUUGAAAUUGGAAGUGAUCAAGAGGAAUCUAUGCAAGAAUUGCAAGAAGAGAAACCACCAACUACCUCACCCAGAAGAACAUAUAGUGAAACAGAUUUUACUAGCCCAAACACAUCUACAAAUGAAACCAGGCAUCGCCUUGAAAUUGAAAGUGAUCAAGAGGAAUCUAUGCAAGAAUUGCAAGAAGAGAAACUACCAAUUUUGAAUGCUACACCAACUACCUCACCCAGAAGAACACAUAGUGAAACAGAAUUUGCUAGCCCAAACACAUCUACACAUGAAACCAGGCGUCGCCUUGAAAUUGGAAGUGAUCAAGAGGAAUCUAUGCAAGAAGAGAAACCACCAAAUUUGAAUUCUAGACCAACUACCUCAUCCAGAAGACCACAUAGUGAAACAGGUACAUAG
Molecule: messenger RNA, 1272 nt
Organism: Antechinus flavipes (yellow-footed antechinus)
Lineage: Eukaryota; Metazoa; Chordata; Mammalia; Dasyuromorphia; Dasyuridae
Product: E3 ubiquitin-protein ligase Mdm2-like
Exons: 15
Coding region: 1-1272 (423 amino acids)
Source: RefSeq, a predicted model, not a curated record